Molecule: messenger RNA, 1044 nt
Organism: Myodes glareolus (Bank vole)
Lineage: Eukaryota; Metazoa; Chordata; Mammalia; Rodentia; Cricetidae
Gene: Naa10
Product: N-alpha-acetyltransferase 10, NatA catalytic subunit
Biological process (GO): N-terminal protein amino acid acetylation
Cellular component (GO): NatA complex
Molecular function (GO): protein N-terminal-serine acetyltransferase activity; protein-N-terminal-glutamate acetyltransferase activity
Source: RefSeq, a predicted model, not a curated record
UAGCCGCGCAUUUCCGCUGCAGGCGGCUUGUAGCGGCCCACCCCUUCCGCCACCGCCCCCCUGGGAGCUUGGCCCCAGUCCCAGCCCCGGACCCUAUAGUUCGUGCGGUGCUUCUGAGCGGCCGCUGAGCGCGCGCGUUCACGACCCACAAGGACCCGCGAGCUCCACCGCCGUGAUGAACAUCCGCAAUGCUAGGCCCGAGGACCUGAUGAACAUGCAGCACUGCAACCUCCUCUGCCUGCCCGAGAACUACCAGAUGAAGUACUAUUUCUAUCAUGGCCUCUCUUGGCCCCAGCUCUCUUACAUUGCUGAGGAUGAGAAUGGGAAGAUUGUGGGGUACGUCUUGGCCAAAAUGGAAGAGGACCCAGAUGACGUGCCCCACGGACAUAUCACCUCACUGGCUGUGAAGCGUUCCCACCGGCGCCUUGGCCUGGCUCAGAAGCUGAUGGACCAGGCCUCUCGAGCCAUGAUAGAGAACUUCAAUGCCAAAUAUGUCUCCCUGCAUGUCAGAAAGAGUAACCGGGCUGCUCUGCAUCUCUAUUCCAACACUCUCAACUUUCAAAUCAGUGAAGUGGAACCCAAAUACUAUGCAGAUGGAGAAGAUGCAUAUGCAAUGAAGCGGGACCUUACGCAGAUGGCUGACGAGCCAGCCCCAGGGCCUGGCUCCUCUUGUCUCCUGUCUGGAGACUUAGGCCCUGUCUCUUUCCACCCGCUUCCCUCUGGGCUCCCGGCGGCAGCUGAGGCGGCACCUGGAGCUGAAGGAAAAGGGCAGGCACAUGGUGCUGGCGGCCAUGGAGAACAAGGCGGAGAGCAAAGGCAGCGUGCUUCUGAGCUCGGGAGAGGCCUGUCGUGAGGAGAAGGGCCUGGCUGCUGAGGAUAGUGGUGGGGACAGCAAGGACCUCAGUGAGGUCAGCGAGACCACAGAGAGCACAGAUGUCAAAGACAGCUCAGAGGCCUCUGACUCUGCCUCCUAGAGCCUGCCCCACCUGUCCUCCCAUGUGCUUUUACAAUAAAUGUCACCCUCGGGGAAUUUGUGAAUGUGCA